Messenger RNA from Symbiodinium sp. CCMP2456, 372 nucleotides. The record is from the annotation of a GenBank genome assembly. NCBI's taxonomy places the organism in Eukaryota, Dinophyceae, Suessiales, Symbiodiniaceae.
AUGCGCACGCAAAAGCUGUGCCAGAAGUGCGGUGACAUAAGCCUGACAUGUCAGUUAGCCGGUGACAGUGCCGGAAAGUUGCGAUUCGGCGAUCCACGAGGGCACAGUCCGCCAUUCGGCCGAUCCUUCUUCCACUCUCCCAGGUCCGGCGAUCUAGUGUUCUUCCCGUCCUGGCUCAGUCACAUGGCCACAGUGACAGCUCCACAGACAAACCCCACUUCCGGAGAAAGCCCACCAUUGCGUGUUGUGUUCUCCUUCAACAUAGGGCCAGUCCAGGGUCCGAUGCCGUGUCACGUGUGGUGGAGUGACCCCACCGGCGACAUGCGAUUCAGUCGGAAGAUGGCGUUCAACCCCGAGAAGCUUGGUCUGUGA